Molecule: messenger RNA, 461 nt
Organism: Pelagomonas calceolata
Lineage: Eukaryota; Pelagophyceae; Pelagomonadales; Pelagomonadaceae
Source: the annotation of a GenBank genome assembly
UAAUGUCGAGCUGGGAGGACGCCGCCGACAACGACGAUGCCUGGGAGGUCAACGAGCUACCUGCGGACACCGCGGCGCCAGCAGCACCACCAACUGACGACGGCGCCGACUGGACGUCGGCCGUGGCAGCGCCGGCGCCGGCGCCGGCGCCCGCAACUGUCGUCGUCGACGACAAGCCGCUGAUCCUUGUGAACUUUACGAAGUUGUCAAAAGGCAGGAUACACAACAAAUUUGACCCCAACGCGUGCAACGACCCCGAGGCGAAGUCGGCGCUGGCGAAACGGAUCGGCGAGGACUACGAGCGAUACGCGUCCGACGCGGAGCUGAUCGCGUCGGGAGACGUCCGCGCCUCCGGCACCUCGUGCUGGCGAGCGGCGCUCGCCGAGUUACGCAAGGAGCGGCCGGGCCAGUUCUUCGCACCCGUCUUCCCACCACCAAGUUAACGACAUUUUACGAUAGGA